Molecule: messenger RNA, 999 nt
Organism: Pterocles gutturalis (yellow-throated sandgrouse)
Lineage: Eukaryota; Metazoa; Chordata; Aves; Pterocliformes; Pteroclidae
Product: calcium/calmodulin-dependent protein kinase type II subunit gamma
Exons: 4
Biological process (GO): protein phosphorylation
Molecular function (GO): calcium/calmodulin-dependent protein kinase activity; calmodulin binding
Source: RefSeq, a predicted model, not a curated record
UGCGUAAGCAAGAGAUCAUUAAGAUAACAGAGCAGCUGAUAGAAGCCAUCAACAAUGGAGACUUUGAGGCUUAUACAAAAAUCUGUGAUCCUGGCUUGACCUCAUUCGAACCUGAAGCACUGGGGAACCUGGUUGAAGGAAUGGAUUUCCAUAAGUUUUACUUUGAUAACUUACUGUCGAAGAACAGCAAGCCAAUACACACCACCAUCCUGAACCCCCAUGUCCAUGUAAUUGGUGAAGAUGCUGCCUGCAUCGCGUACAUCCGCCUGACACAGUACAUCGAUGGCCAAGGCCGGCCCCGCACCACGCAGUCUGAAGAGACCCGCGUCUGGCACCGCCGAGAUGGCAAGUGGCUGAAUGUCCACUACCACUGCUCUGGAGCUCCUGCAGCACCUCUCCAGUGAGGAUCAAAUACGGGGCUAAGAAAACGGCAGCAGCUGGAACAUCUUUCAGAAAUGAAGUGAGGGGGAAAGCAAAAGUGAAGGAGAGAGAAAGAGAGAGGGAGAGCAAAUAAGGAGGCAGCUUGAGCAGCGGAUGGCUAAACUGUGCUCCACAAAGCCAUGGUGGAAGUUAACAUCGCAUUCAGGCUGUGCUGCAACUUCAGUCAGUGAGAGGUGGCGAGGAGACCCCAGAGGAGCCAGUGUGAAGACUGGGGUUCAAGAGAGAGGAGGCACUUCUCUUCCUGUUGCCUGGCAGACUGACUUCAGCCUGAGUUUCUUCUUCGAUUUCUGCACAGCAAGAACGCUAUGGAAAGCUGGUUGCUCAGCUGCUGGAUCCCAAAAUAGACCUUUAUUUUUUUUUUUUAAGAAAAAAAAACCAAACCAAGAUGGGAUGUUGAUUUAAAACUAAAGGUGGAAGUAGGGAUUAAAAAAAUGGGUUUAAGUGAAUAUAACUUAAAUGGAAGCUUGCUCUUCAGAGAUACUGGUUUUAGAAACAGCCACUACCUGGCCAAACAUGGAGGUUUGAAGCCAGCUUAUUUAAUUUAACAAAACAGAAAAA